Messenger RNA from Dipodomys spectabilis (banner-tailed kangaroo rat), 2110 nucleotides. It is a transcript of the gene Lcmt2, whose product is annotated as leucine carboxyl methyltransferase 2. The record is from RefSeq and is a predicted model, not a curated record. Gene Ontology annotation, molecular function: tRNA methyltransferase activity; protein binding. Gene Ontology annotation, biological process: wybutosine biosynthetic process; tRNA methylation. The transcript has a single exon. NCBI's taxonomy places the organism in Eukaryota, Metazoa, Chordata, Mammalia, Rodentia, Heteromyidae. Bases 2 to 2062 code for a protein of 686 amino acids.
CAUGGGCCCGCGCAAUCGCGAGCGUCGAACGGGAGCUGUGCAGAGCACCAACGACAGCAGCGCCCUGAGCAAGAGCUCCCUGGCCGCGCGCGGGUACGUGGAGGACGCCUUCGCCGGGCUGCUGGUUCCGGGCGCCGCGCGCCGCGCGCCGCUCAUCCACCGGGGCUACUACGUGCGCGCGCGCGCCGUGCGCCACUGCGUGCGCGCCUUCCUGAGCCGUGCGUGCGCGCUCCCCGCCGCGCCUCCCGCUCAGAUCCUGUCCCUGGGCGCCGGCUCCGACUCGCUGUACUUCCGCCUCAAGUCGGCGGGCCUGCUGGCCCGGGCUUCCGUGUGGGAGGUGGAUUUCCCGGAGGUGGCGCGGCGCAAGGCGGAGAGGAUCGGUGACACGCCGGCUCUGUGCGCGUUCACCGGGCCCUUCCGGACCGGGGACCCGUCGUCCGCGCUGUGCUUGGAGGGCACGGACUACCGCAUCCUGGGCCUGGACCUGCGGCAGCUCCAGCGGUUGCAGGGGGCCCUGGCGGCCGCGGGCCUGGACCCCGCCUCGCCCACUCUGCUCCUGGCCGAGGCGGUGCUGACCUACCUGGAGCCGGAUCGCGCCGCGGACCUCAUCGCCUGGGCCGCCCAGCGUUUCCCGCGCGCUCUUUUCGUGGUCUACGAGCAAAUGGAGCCCCGGGACGCCUUCGGGCAGGUCAUGCUGCAGCAUUUCCGGCGGCUGAACUCCCCGCUGCACGGCCUGGACCGCUUUCCCGACGUGGAGGCCCAGCGCCGCCGCUUCCUUCAAGCCGGCUGGACGGCCUGCAGUGCCGUGGACAUGAAUGAAUUCUAUCGCCGCUUUCUCCCUGCGGAAGAACGCCGGCGGGUGGAAAAGCUCGAGCCCUUCGAUGAGUUCGAAGAGUGGCAUCUGAAAUGCUCCCACUAUUUCGUCUUGGCAGCUUCCACGGGAGACACCCCGCCCCAAACUCUGGUGUUUCCCCCGUCAGGGGCGUUUUCACGAGUCGAUCCUGCUUCACCGGCCGGGGUCUUCCCCGCCAGAGUCGUCACUAGUGACAGCCAGGGCUCACGCCUUAAGCGAUACGGCCAUGCCUCCGUCCUGGUGAGCCCCGGCGUUAUUCUCAGCGCGGGAGGGUUUGGAGAACAGGAUGGUCGGCACUGCCGAGUGAGCAAGUUCCACUUGCUCUCCAGACACUGUGGCUUUGAUUGGAAAGACAGCCAAGUAUGCAGUGGUGGGACCGAAGCCCGGUGGGAUGGACGCCUUUAUCACACCAUGACACAUCUUUCUGAUACCCAGAUUCUGGUUCUGGGAGGGAGACUGUCUCCCGUAAAUCCAGCCUUGGGGGUUCUCCAGCUUCAUCUAUGCGGAAGGGAGGGCCAUAACCCCGAGGACCUGAAGGUGGCAGUAACAAAGGUCGACUUGGAAGGAGAUUCAAUCUUAUCACGUUGGAGGCACUCAACAACAGAAGUAUCCUAUCAGAAUCAGGAAUAUUUGUUUGUGUAUGGGGGACGGGGUGUGGUGGAACCCGUACUGAGUGACUGGCAUUUCCUCCACGAAAGGACAAUGAGUUGGGUCUGGAUCUCGGUGGAGGGGGAAGUACCUGAAGGUCGGCAUUCCCACAGUGCCUGCAGUUGGCAGGGGGGAGCCCUUAUUGCUGGAGGUCUUGGGGCUUCUGAGGAGCCGUUGAACUCUGUACUCUUUCUGAAGCCAGUCUCUGCUGGAUUCCUCUGGGAAUCACUAGAUAUCCAGCCUCCCAUUACUCCAAGGUAUUCCCACACCGCUCAUGUACUCAAUGGAAAGCUUCUACUGGUUGGAGGAGUCUGGAUUCACUCUUCCUCAGUUCCUGGCGUGACUGUUAUAGAUUUGACUACAGGACUGAGCUCUGAGUAUCAGAUUGACACAACAUGCGUGCCAUGGCCAUUAAUGUUACACAACCAUACCAGCAUCCUCCUUUCUGAAGAGCAACAGCUCCUCCUCCUUGGAGGUGGUGGAAACUGCUUUUCCUUUGGCACUUAUUUCAACCCCCAUAUAGUGACAUUAGACCUUUCUUCCUUAAGUGCUGGGGGGUAAACAUACCCACUAAAGUAGAAAGGUUUCUGUAGAAAGGGCUUGAAUCUG